This is a messenger RNA of Chrysochloris asiatica (Cape golden mole), 931 nucleotides long. RefSeq names its product coiled-coil domain containing 101 (gene SGF29). The transcript is spliced from 9 exons. The coding region runs from base 15 to 896 and encodes 293 amino acids. The record is from RefSeq and is a predicted model, not a curated record. Lineage: Eukaryota; Metazoa; Chordata; Mammalia; Afrosoricida; Chrysochloridae. Gene Ontology annotation, cellular component: SAGA complex.
GCCCUUUAUGCACCAUGGCCCUCGUGUCUGCUGACUCCCGUAUUGCAGAACUUCUCACAGAGCUCCAUCAGUUGAUCAAGCAAACCCAGGAAGAGCGUUCCCGGAGUGAACACAACUUAGUGAACAUUCAGAAGACCCAUGAGCGGAUGCAAACUGAAAAUAAGAUCUCUCCCUAUUACCGGACAAAGCUGCGCGGCCUCUACACAACUGCCAAGGCUGAUGCAGAGGCCGAGUGCAACAUCCUCCGGAAAGCCCUUGAUAAAAUUGCUGAGAUCAAGUCUCUGCUGGAGGAGCGGCGGAUAGCGGCCAAGAUCGCAGGCCUGUACAAUGACUCGGAGCCCCCUCGCAAGACCAUGCGCAGAGGGGUGCUGAUGACCCUGCUACAGCAGUCUGCCAUGACCCUACCCCUGUGGAUCGGGAAGCCUGGAGACAAGCCCCCACCCCUCUGUGGAGCCAUUCCAGCCUCCGGGGACUAUGUGGCCAAACCUGGAGACAAGGUGGCUGCCCGGGUGAAGGCCAUGGACGGGGACGAGCAGUGGAUCCUGGCUGAGGUGGUCAGUUACAGCCAUGCCACCAAUAAGUAUGAGGUGGAUGACAUUGAUGAGGAAGGCAAGGAGAGACACACCUUAAGUCGGCGUCGUAUCAUCCCUCUGCCCCAGUGGAAGGCCAACCCCGAGACAGACCCCGAAGCCUUAUUUCAAAAAGAACAGCUUGUUCUGGCCCUGUAUCCCCAGACCACCUGCUUCUACCGGGCCCUGAUCCACACACCCCCACAGCGGCCCCAGGAUGACUAUUCGGUCCUGUUUGAAGAUACCUCCUAUGCAGACGGUUACUCCCCUCCCCUGAAUGUGGCACAGAGGUACGUGGUGGCUUGUAAAGAGCCCAAGAAAAAGUGAAGCAAGCCAUCAGGCUGCACCCCUGCCACCAAGGA